Heterobasidion irregulare TC 32-1 is the source of this 918-nucleotide messenger RNA. RefSeq lists its product as uncharacterized. Bases 1 to 918 code for a protein of 305 amino acids. Lineage: Eukaryota; Fungi; Basidiomycota; Agaricomycetes; Russulales; Bondarzewiaceae. The record is from RefSeq and is a predicted model, not a curated record. The transcript has 4 exons.
AUGAAUUACCUCACGGUUUCACCUCAUCCAACAUAUACUUCUGAGCCGCAGGGAAGAGCAGUCGACCUCGACCAUGUCCCGACCUCAUACUAUGGAGCUACCCCAGUCCCAGCUUCGGAGCACAGCGGUGGGCAAAUGCUGUCUCAUGGGAAUCAUCCGGACCUCAGUGCAUGGCAGAUACAACCCCAGGCCAACGACGGAGUUGCGCAUUCUUUCCAUCAUCCACCAGCCACCUACUGGCCCCCGAACACUCACACUGCUCAGGCUCCGAUACCGAGGCAGUACUCGCACACUCUGCAAAGCGUUAACGCGGGAACACCGGGUCCAGCGUUCUACCAAGAGAUGAGGUCUACGGUAAUGCCUACAUCCACCAGCCCGACUCAGGGCCAGGUUAGUGCUCCGUAUGGUGGGUACUACUAUGGACAGGUCGACUCGGCUGCGUCUGCAGCCACUCAGAUGUCUUCCGCAGCAACGUGGUCUCAACUCUCCGGCGAGACUGCGCACUCCACCUAUCAUCGUACUCAAGGUAUAGCAAUGGAUACGAGCACCGCUUAUCCCUAUGGCCAGAGCUUCACGCCUAGUGCCCAAGCGGCGGCAGCGGCCACCUAUGCAGCCCCGUCUGACACGGCUUCGUCCCAUGUGUAUUGGGCUCAGCCAUCCGGCGUGACCGACGACACUCGUGGGCCAGCGCUCGCGAGCUCAGCCCAACCUCAGAACGGCGGACUCUCUUUGUCCAUCCCAACCCAUGACUAUGUCGAGCCUCAGGGUGUGUCCGAGGCCAGGCAAUUGUACGCUGCCCCAAUUCUGCCCGUCGUUUUCCACAGCUAUCAUGACGGCCCACGCAUGUCGAUCACUGUUGAGUUGUACCCACGCAGCGAGAUGCCAGUCGCUUCCUCAAAUUUCCAUGGCUUGUGUUGA